Molecule: messenger RNA, 1985 nt
Organism: Apodemus sylvaticus (European woodmouse)
Lineage: Eukaryota; Metazoa; Chordata; Mammalia; Rodentia; Muridae
Gene: Rbm11
Product: RNA binding motif protein 11
Exons: 5
Coding region: 3-725 (240 amino acids)
Biological process (GO): regulation of alternative mRNA splicing, via spliceosome
Cellular component (GO): nucleus
Molecular function (GO): single-stranded RNA binding
Source: RefSeq, a predicted model, not a curated record
GGAUGUUCCCGGCUCAGGAGGAGGCUGACAGGACCGUGUUUGUGGGCAAUUUAGAGGCCCGAGUGCGGGAAGAGAUUCUUUACGAGCUGUUCCUUCAGGCCGGGCCACUAACCAAAGUGACUCUUUGCAAAGAUAGAGACGGAAAACCGAAGUCCUUUGGCUUUGUCUGCUUCAAGCAUCCAGAAUCCGUGUCUUAUGCCAUAGCUUUGCUGAAUGGAAUUCGUUUGUAUGGGAGACCAAUUAACGUGCAGUAUCGAUUUGGGAGUUCUCGAUCUUCUGAACCAGCUAACCAAAGCUUUGAGAGCUGUGCUAAGAUUAACUCACACAGCUUCAGGAACGAUGAAAUGGUGGGCAGGCCUUCCUUUCCAGUGCCGUUUUUCCCAAUUACGAGUGCCGCCUUACCUCAAGAGUAUUUUUUCUUUCAAAACAUGCAGUGGUACACACACAGCCCAGUGCUGCAGCCGCCUUUCUACGAGAUGCCAGCUCCUCUUCCCAACAGCGCGUCUGGGUCUUGCUCCUUAAAUCACGCUCCAGACCUAGAGGCUGGACCCAGCAGCUCCUAUGAGUGGACUGAGCAGCCGCCCAGCGACCCGGACCUGUACCCUAGGAGUAAGCGAAAGAGGCAAAGGCCAGACAGUGACAGCGGCAGUGACAGCUCAGAAGACAAGAGAGGAAAUGGGGGUAACCAAAAGUGCCGCAAGUGUAAAAAGAAGAAAAGACACUAGUGAACUGUGUCUGCACUGCUCUCAAACCUCUCUAGAAAGAAAGAACGAAAAGAAAAAGAAUCUGUUGCACCAAAUGACCCCGAUGUCUUGUCCAGGUUCUUGGUUCUGAAAUAUAUGGGAAAUAUGGCUGUGUGAUUUGCUAUUCAGUUUGCUAUCCAUGCUCAUGAAUGAUAAAAGCCUUUAAACAAUACUAUAACGUACUGCUUCUGUAUUUGCAAGAUUGCCUGUGGACCAUUGUCGAUACACUUUGCCUCGUCUUAUUUUAGUGCUGUGGGUGGAAUUUCACUAAAUUCUAGAGCCCCUCUCUAAGCCCUCGAGGGUUGAGCUUAAUGCUCCCCCUAGAGUCUCACCAAAGGUUUCAAGCACCGGUGGGCUGGCCUCAGAGGGGUUGCUGGCAGAACUACCAGGAAUAAUUAAAAACAGUGUGCUCCAGUAACGAUGUAGCGGGGAGGCUUGAGUCCCCGUUGUAACCGACACUUUCCUUUUGUGUCUAAAUAAGAUAUCUGUGAGCAUCACUAUCAGGGUUAAUUUAUAUGACCAUAGCUGUGGCACCAAAGGAAAGAUAAUUGUCUUAGCUCAGUGUCAUAUGCUUAAAGGCACUAUGUGAUUAUCCUCCUUUUUUCCUGUGAGUUUUAUUUGGCAUAAUUAUCUGUAUACAACACAUUUAUUGUUUGAUGGUGUCAGUAUCUGCUCUCUAGUUCUCCCAGCAGGGGUGGAAAAGACACAGCGACCCUGUGAAUUGCCGCAAAGGGCAAGUGUAUAAAAUGAUGCUGCAUCAUCGUAUACUUAAUGCUUACUGCCCCAGUCUAUACUUCUAAUUCACUUAUUUUAGAAGACAAAUGUACAGCGUAUCAAAUGAAUGGUGUAUGUCCAGUGCUUUUGUUGAUAGCUUACCAUAAACUAAAAUGAUGAGGAUCAUAUAUUUAUGAAAGCUAUUUGAAAGGAUCAUGCAAAGCCAUUAGGAAUUAUCUACUCAGUUCAGUAGGGAAUAAGGCACACGUGGGUGUAUGUUUUGCAUGUUGCUUACUCUUUCACACAUAGUAUUUAUUUAAUGAAUAAAAAUAUCUUCAACCAACAAAUAACUGAGUUUUGCUCUUGGGUAAUGAGGAUAUAAGUGAUAAUUAUGACAAAUGCAAGCGUAUCGAUAUGAAAACCUAAAUUGCCCUGCAGGGAACUUUAACUGGGUCUUUAUAUUCUUAAAUAUUCAAAUAUGAAGACAUUAUUUAUUUUUCUUUUAAAUUCAUAUUUUGACAAUUUGGA